AGCGGCUCGGGUGAAUGAGCGGAGGGGUUGAGAGUGGAGCGAGAGGAGCGAGGUCCCACGCGCUCAGCUGCUGCUACUGCAGCAACCACCACCACCACGACCGAUCCCACAAAGACCACAGCAGUCAUCCACCGCCAACCUCCUCCUCUUGCUCUACAAGGCGAGAGCGCGAUGUCCGGGCAGCGGCCCCGGUGCUGCGACCACCCGGGAGAGGAUCUGGAGCUGCCGCCGCCGCCGCCGCCGCCGCCAUGCCCCACCGACGACUCGGAGCUCAUCAAGCCGCGCCGCCUCGUGAACCCCGUGAAGGAGUCGCGGGACCACCGAGACCUCCACCGCGAGCUCGUCUGCAACCACAAAACGGGCAACCUGCCACUGAACAAGCCGGAGCUGCAGAAGGUGAUGGAGAAGAGGAAAUGGGAGCAAGCCGGGCGGCAGCGGAAGGAGGAAGAGGCCUCGAAAAUCAACCCCCUGGAGAAGGAGCUUCAGAAGCGACAGCAGAAACUUGAGCAGCUGGAGUUGGAGCAGCAGAGGCAGGAGGAGGCCCAGAAGGAUGCCCCGGAGUUCGUGAAGGUGAAGGGAACGCUACGGAGCGCCGCCAAGACCCCAUCAGAGCAGCCCAGCAUGUAGCACUGAUGAACCCAUACCCAGCCCAUACACACUCCAUUGGGAUAACGCCCAGCCAUUGCACAGUGAAGCACCAGCUAGACCCAUUACUAUAACCAGCCAUUAAUCACUGCAGUAGCGAUGGGCCCAGCCAAUCCACCCCACGACGACGAGGAAUCCAUUGGCCUGGCGUCCCAGACCAUACGUAGUGCACCAGCGGGGUAGACCCAUCGCACGGAGCAGGAGGACUUGCCCAGCACGUUCGGACAUCAACGCAUCUUCCUCAAGGCCUCUCUGAAUGUAGGCCGUAUAUUUAAUUGCAUUCAGAAUCACACAAGAUACAUACAUUGACAAACAAAUGUAAUUGUCUGCAAAGUUUGCUUGCACAAUAUAAAAAAAAAAUGAUAAAAACAAUAAAAAUAUAAAUAAGUAGAUAGUUACCCAUAAAAGACUUGUAAUAAUGUUACAUAGUAAUAGCGAAGAGAUCUGGGAGUGGCUCCGAGAGCUCAAGAUGGCCAUGUCAGAUCACUGAGCUGACACUGCUGUGGUUCUGGCUUUGAAUUCCGGCUCCACUUGCGUGUGAUUUAAACCGGGCUCUACGCGUACAGCCAGUCCGGUGGUCUCAGCCUUGUCACCAAUCACUGCACAAAAAAAAAACCCUCGUCACAUUCAGUGUAGGUUGUCACUUAAUUUGGCACGUGGCAGCUAUGAGGGGCUACGAUUUUCAGUUUUCCCAUAUAUAUAUCUCCUUUGCAGGGCAUAUGCUGUGUACAUACGUGUGCUGCCAUAGUGUGAAUGGAUCCGAGUCCUGUUGAAGUGACUUCAGAAGUAGUUCUAUGAUCUCAUCUUCUGGGGGCCACAGUGGCGCUGCUCCCCUCGUGAGUUCACAAUCGAAACGCCAUCUUUUCGUGACGUGGGCGCCAUUGGCAAGAGAGGAAUAUCAUUUGUUGAAAGAAAAAAUCUAAAUAAUUAUAGCAACAACAAUAAUAACGACUUCAUUGCUUUUAUUAUAGCCCGUGAGUAUUUUAAUGCAUGCGCAUAACUCUGAAUGGCGCCAUGAAAGUUUACGUAUUUUAGUAAACAUUAUUUUCUGGCGGAGGAGGCUACACGGUGAAGGCGCGUCGGUUUAAAGUGAAAAACGUGAAUCGUUUGAUUUUUUUUGGGUUCCCUCUCCCCCCUCUCUGGUACCGAUUCGAUCCGUGCCAAACCGACGUCGCGCGUGCCGGAGAGCGGCGACGCUCUCUGCCGCUUAGUUGCGCGCACGCAACACUGCUCAGGAAUGGGGGGGGGGGGCGCUGAUGCCUGUGUGAGGCUCUGUGAGCUCCUGCACAGACUCCUCGUAUUGGUGUUGGUAGUGAGGAUGGUAGUAGGAGCGACAUUGUGAUUUGUGACGGGCACACUUGUUGAGUUGUUCGUAGGGGAUCGAUGUGGGGCUUGUGACAGAAGCAUACGGGACCCAGCUUGCGUCUUGUUUAUUUACGUACGUAAGUACACAAACCAGACGCACGUACGUACGUGCCGGCAUGGGUUUUUGUUUUAUUUAUCGUCGGUGACUCCCAGCUGUCGUUUUUUUGGAGUCGCCUUGGCACGACGUGGGGAGACAUCUCUUCCAGAUGUCCUCCAGCCAAGAGAACAUCGCUUCACAUCGGGGAAUUGCCUGAGAAGAUGACAUGACAGAACUAAUUCCGAGUCGAUUCACAAGGCCUCUCUCUCCCCCCCCCCCCAACUCUGACGCACACCAGUAAGAGGGCGCCAUGAGUCAUAACGCAAAUUACUCCCGUGGAUUUUUACUUUCCGGCUGUAGGGAUAAAGUUAGUGGGAAAGAAAUUGCAAAAACAACAUUUCUAGUCAUCGCCAAGCUUCUGUUUAUUUGGACAAAUCUGGCACGUGUAUAAAUGUGAGGUGCGAACCGGUCAUGGCUUUACUUAAAAAUUAACUCGCAAAAACAUAAAAAACGCAGAGAAACUUUUGGGAUCUGUAUUCGCAUACAAAAAGCUUUUUUUGCCCCACCGCAAUGUUAUGAAGCCGACAGAUUGCGUAUAGAAACACAGAUGCUCUAAAAGACUUCUCCUCUCGUUGGUUUCAAUCGAAAGUGGAAUUUAAAAAAGGAAUAUAUUGCUUCCACAUUGUCAAAACCACAAGCCGAUAGUGUUUUUUUUGAAUGAAAAAAACUCUUUAACACACCAACCCCCUGGCUUGGUUGGCGUUCGCGAAGUUUGGUGACCGUGGGGGUUUCGGCGUCAGCGACCGCCACGGUGCGUGUGCCCGACUUGCGGGGCGCGCGAUGCCCCGCGCGCGUGUUGCACGCGGCAGUGCGGUGUUUGUGGUCACCCACGGCGAGGUGCCACUGCUGUCUGUGAAACUUCACUUUGCUCUGUAUCUGUACAGCAAAGCGGCGCUGUGCUCCGAGCAUUUGUCUAAUCUUUGGAAGGUCUGGGGUUAAACCGACCCAACCAUCAUCGCCCUUCUGGGGGGGGGUCGAUAAAAUAUGAACUGCUUUUUGGGAAGCCCGCAGGUGGUUGAAUUGUAUUUCCCUGCUCUAAGUGUUACCAGGUAGCGUUUUUGAGCCAGUGGUGGAAAUUAUACAUUUCCAUGACGGGGGGCCAGAUUAUUCCUAGGACCACCACCAUGAAAAGACUCCAACUUUUUUAUUGACCCUUAAGAGAUGAUGGACUUGGUUGUCCUCUGAACCGUGCAUAAAGCCACGGUCUGCGUUCAGAUUGUGGGUCAAAUUCUCUCACGGCUGUCGAGCUGGGCAGAGUGCCGCUGCAGGAACAGCACCGCCGCGAGACGGUGGUGUUGUGGGUACAGUAAACUUGCCUCUGUCGCCAGUCUUUACAUUAAAAAAUAUUCCGUUGUUUCUGCCGCCCUAAGUUGACACAGAGUCAACGGGCAGCAAUAAAACAGCCAUCGACCGGUGUUUUGAAGCCGCGUUCACGAGGAACAAAAUCUCCUUUAAAGUUGACGGCUGGGCACUCUCUGGGACAUCGCCGUCUCGUCGCUCCCGUGCCUGUGAACGCGUCGUUGCAAUGCCGUCCCGAGUGUCGGACCAGGUGAUGUUUAAACGUCUGUUGUUCGGUCAACGCUUCUUCACAUUUGCGUUGGGGGCAGCCUGGCGCGCCCAGCCUUGGGUGGGCAUCCAUGGAAGACCCAGCCGCGGUGUUCUGAGUUGGGGUCGGGCUGGCUGCCUGCCUGCCAGCGGGAAGGUAGCACGCUGGGACCAUCGCCACUGCUGGGAGGGAGGCCGCAAGGGACCGAGAGCUGUAGCCUAGUAACCACAUUGUCAGUGGUGUGGUGACGACAUUGUCAGUGGUGUGGUGACGACAUUGUCAGUGGUGUGGUGACGACAUUGUCAGUGGUGUGGUGACGACAUUGUCAGUGGUGUGGUGACAUUGUCAGUGGCGUGGUGACUGGUGACGACGUUGGCUGCUCAGGGGGUGCGGCAAUCGGUGAGGUGGGGGCCCCCCAAUAUUUGAUUUGUCACGAACGGUCGCCAAACGUUACUGCUGUAAUUAAAUUAAAAUAAAAACGUGGGACGUCAACAUAAACCAUUUUCACUUUUAAAAAAAUACAUUAAAACCGCGUUUUAAAUAAGUUUGUUAUUGUACACUGUUGAAAACCUAUCUCACGGUGGUAAUCAAGGGGGACCCAAACUCGUAGCUUUGUUCCACCGGGGGAUGGGGGGGGGCAAGGCGCCGCCUGGCUGCCCCCCCGCGCUCGUUCCGCUGCUGGUCGAGAGGGCCGCAGGUUGCGUGGCGCGGUGGAGCGGCAGUCGUUUGGGACAAAACUAAAAAUCCCGUGAGCUUGUUGAGGAGUGGCGAGCGCCACAGCCGUGCGAUUUGAUGUCAGAACGAACAAAAUGCAUCGCCGUGUCUCGUCUGUAAAGUAUUUAAGUGUACGUCGUGUGUUUAUAUUUUUUUUGUAUGUAAAAAAAGAACAACAGAAAGAUUACGUUAUUUUGAUACCAGACUAAUUUUGUCCAUUUUGUGUUUCCAUCUGUGACUCGCCUAAUAAAGGUGCAUUUCCAUAAAAA
Petromyzon marinus (sea lamprey) is the source of this 4636-nucleotide messenger RNA. RefSeq names its product protein FAM107B-like. The record is from RefSeq and is a predicted model, not a curated record. NCBI's taxonomy places the organism in Eukaryota, Metazoa, Chordata, Hyperoartia, Petromyzontiformes, Petromyzontidae.